This is a messenger RNA of Dichomitus squalens LYAD-421 SS1, 711 nucleotides long. RefSeq lists its product as uncharacterized. The transcript is spliced from 3 exons. The record is from RefSeq and is a predicted model, not a curated record. The coding region runs from base 174 to 473 and encodes 99 amino acids. Lineage: Eukaryota; Fungi; Basidiomycota; Agaricomycetes; Polyporales; Polyporaceae.
UCGCUCGUAUACCGGAUGCUGGCUCGGAAAGACCAGCGAUGAUCGCUUUCUGCUGAAACCUCCCACUUGACACUGUGCCUCUCGUCUCAAUGCCUCGUCUCUGGAUCUGACGCGCAAUUGGCUUUCCUGUAUCUCUGUCACUGGCACAGAACCCAGUCCAUCACCCUUGGACUAUGAGCUGUUCCUGUCGCUGCAUGUCCCCGCUCGACCAGCUCGGCUUUUCAGAGAUACAGCUACAUGCUCCCUCCGUCUCUAUUUCCGCCGCACUCACCAUCGUGGCCCUUCCCGCUCGUUCUCCUCCGCCUCUCCCACAGUCAUUCGCAUCUCCCUUAUGUAUCCCGGUAUCAAUGGAUGAUACAGAAGAAUCCGAACGCGAGCCGAUAGCGCUCUCGGACGGAUUGGAUGAGCGCGCUCAAGAAGAUGCUAUCCGAGGCCGGGCAGACGAUCGCGAGCCUCUUGGAGGGAGGCGCUAAGAGCGCAGGAAGACGGUCGAGAUCAACUGAUCAAGCGGACGACGUGACAGGACUUGGACCGCACAUAGACCGCGCAGUCGGUGCUCGCUGUGAAGACAGGGCACAUGUACGGCGUCGCAUGCGACUCUCUUCGUAAAAUAAGUCUUCCUAUUCGAUCUCACGUCAUUUCGUCGCUACAUGCACUCUAGCUUGCGACGCAUGACUGUGUCAGCUGUGCCCGUUAAACGGCCUGAAUCAC